This is a messenger RNA of Linum tenue, 1366 nucleotides long. NCBI's taxonomy places the organism in Eukaryota, Viridiplantae, Streptophyta, Magnoliopsida, Malpighiales, Linaceae. The record is from the annotation of a GenBank genome assembly.
CUUAGAACUUGGGGUAGAAGUGUAGAACCGUAGAAGCGCUUCGGAAGUGUUCUCGAUUGUCAAUUCACCAGUGUUGGCCUUUCGCAUUCCUUCUCCUAACACUCUUCCCGUCGUCGGCGUCAUGUGGGUGGAGAUCCUCUGCGGACUCAUCGUUUACAAGCUCUUCCGCAGCUUCUUCUGCUCCGGCGACGAUGUUCUAGAUGUCGAGACCUCCGACACCAACGCCGUUUUCAUCGUCGCCAAUCGACUUGAAAAGCUGUAUGGAGGGAAGGUCUAUGUAGGGCUUCGGAUUCCAGAUCCUGAUACAGGUUUACGUCAGGGUAUUGAUGUAGUCCUAGUAACCAAAGGGGAGGCAGCAGUGAUUUCUGUCAAGAACUUAUCUGGAUUAGUAUCAAUGAAGGCCGAUGGCAGCUGGGUAUGUGAGGGGGGUAAUGGGAACAAAGCUGAGCAUCUUUCGAACCCUGUAGAAGAGGUCAAGAAGCAGGCUUCUAUCCUUGGAUCGUAACUUGAGCAGAGGGGAACCGCUCUUCCAGACGAAUUUUUGUCUUACAAAGUUAUCCUUCCGAAUCCUAAGUUCCGAACCAUCCAUGCAAGCUACUUUCCAUCGGAGGUGAUUAUAUAUGAUCAAUGGACCAUCCUGAAGCCAGAGUCGAAAAGUUUUUCCUUAAGCUGGAUCAAGAGUGCAGUUUAUUGUGGAAAGAAGGAGAAUCAGCUCGUUGUUCAAAAGACCAGUAUGUUCGGACUAGCUGAUGUAGCUCCUUCGAGGCUCCAAGUAUUGUCCUCGGCUCGUGAUUUUCUAAACGAAGGUGCCACGUCGUCCGAGUGGAAUGAAGAAACUGUAAGAUCGAGUACAGAAGUCGUGUUUCAGCCUCAGAACUCGACAAAGGUCCGGAAAUUCAAGCUCUCUUCAGUUACCUCUAUGUCGCUGAGUGCGUGACAGAGUACCGUACUGCAUUGGGUCUAGGGUACUGGAAUGAUAUCUCAAUCUAGGCCUUCCGUAGAAUGCUUGAUGUCAUACCUGUAAGUGUUUUGUUACUUUGUAUAGUUAGCUGAGUAUGCAGAACCUAAACUAAGAGAUGCAUCCAUCCAUUACUAUACAGAAAUCGAUUUACGCCAGGGAGAGGAAAGAAAAACCAGCAUGUUCUUGGUUAUCGGAACAGUUGUAUAUACUAUACUAGCAUUUUGCCCGGCCGGUUGGCCGGAGGAAUUUUUUACAAUGAUGGUAUCUCAUGACUCAUGUGUGAGCAACGACAUGAAUGUGAUUUAAGAUCUCAGUCAUUGCAUGUAUGUGUCGGUGGUAAUUAUAUAAAUGUUACCACUUACAUUUACGGGUAAGAACAUUAGCCCGCUUGAUUUAAUAUGCGUU